This is a messenger RNA of Colletotrichum chrysophilum, 2166 nucleotides long. RefSeq lists its product as uncharacterized. Gene Ontology annotation, molecular function: 3'-5' DNA helicase activity; single-stranded DNA helicase activity; single-stranded DNA binding. Gene Ontology annotation, biological process: DNA replication; DNA replication initiation; double-strand break repair via break-induced replication. NCBI's taxonomy places the organism in Eukaryota, Fungi, Ascomycota, Sordariomycetes, Glomerellales, Glomerellaceae. The coding region runs from base 1 to 2166 and encodes 721 amino acids. The transcript is spliced from 4 exons. Gene Ontology annotation, cellular component: nucleus; MCM complex. The record is from RefSeq and is a predicted model, not a curated record.
AUGGACAGCCGAUCGAUCUACUCAACUCACGUCUUCGAGCCGAGUGAUGGCCGAAGUGAGGACAACCGUACGCAGAUUCAGACUCAGCUGGAGAACUUCAUUCUGCAAUUCAGACAUGACAACGACUACACCUACAGAAACCAACUGAAGGAAAACGCCCUUCUGAAGAAGUACUACUGCGAUGUCGACAUUAACGACCUGAUCAACUACAGCGAGGAGUUGGCGCAUAGGCUUGUGACGGAACCGGCUGAGAUUAUCCCACUGUUCGAAGCCGCUCUCAAGAAAUGCACGCACCGAAUCGUCUUCCCCCAACAAGCCAAGGUCGACCUUCCCGAACACCAGCUGCUCCUCCACUCCAACGCCGAAGAUGUCUCGAUUCGCAACCUGGACUCGAUGACGAUAUCGCGACUCGUUAGGGUGCCAGGCAUCGUGAUUGGUGCUUCUGUCAUGUCAUCAAAGGCGACAGAAAUCGCGAUCCAAUGCCGCAACUGCGCCCAUGCGUCAACAAUCCCUGUGCUGGGCGGCUUCACGGGUGUCACACUCCCCAGGCAGUGCGGCAGGUCGAGAAUUCCCAACGACCCUACCCCCAAAUGUCCUCUCGACCCGUACUUUGUGCUUCACGAGAAGUCGCGAUUUGUCGACCAACAGAUUAUCAAACUCCAGGAGGCCCCUGACCAGGUUCCUGUUGGUGAACUUCCUAGACACGUUCUCAUCUCCGCAGACCGCUACUUGACCAACCGUGUGGUCCCCGGCUCAAGGUGUACAGUGAUGGGAAUCUUCUCCAUCUAUCAAAACAAAGCCACCAAGAACUCGGCUACCGGCGGUGCUGUCGCCAUUCGCACUCCUUAUCUGAGAGCCGUAGGCAUCCAGACAGAUAUCGACCAGACGGCAAGAGGCCAGGCCCUCUUCUCUGAUGAGGAAGAGCAAGAAUUCUUGGAGAUGAGCAGAAGGCCCGAUCUUUACAACAUCAUGGCCGACUGCAUAGCGCCAUCUAUUUACGGAAACCGCGACAUCAAGAAGGCCAUUCUUUGUCUGUUGCUUGGUGGGUCCAAGAAGAUCUUGCCAGACGGCAUGAAGCUUCGUGGAGACAUCAACGUCCUACUUCUUGGUGAUCCUGGUACGGCAAAGUCGCAACUGCUUAAGUUUGUGGAGAAGUGCGCACCGAUUUCCAUCUACACUUCCGGCAAGGGUUCUUCAGCUGCCGGUCUGACAGCAUCCGUCCAGCGCGACGCAUCCACCCGCGAAUUCUAUCUCGAGGGAGGUGCUAUGGUUCUUGCUGAUGGUGGUGUGGUUUGUAUCGAUGAGUUUGACAAGAUGCGUGACGAGGAUCGAGUGGCUAUUCACGAAGCCAUGGAACAACAAACAAUCUCUAUUGCGAAGGCCGGUAUCACUACUAUUCUCAACGCCAGAACAUCAGUGUUGGCGGCAGCCAACCCCAUUUUCGGUCGUUACGACGACAUGAAGACUCCUGGUGAGAACAUUGACUUUCAGACCACGAUUUUGUCUCGUUUCGACAUGAUUUUCAUCGUCAAGGAUGAGCACACACGCGAGAAGGACGAGAGGAUAGCGAAGCACGUUAUGGGCAUCCAUAUGGGUGGCCGUGGUGCGGAAGAGCAAGUUGAGUCGGAGAUCCCAGUGGACAAGAUGAAGAGAUAUAUCAGCUACUGCAAAUCGAGAAUGGCUCCUCGCCUCAGCCCAGAGGCCGCUGAGAAGCUGUCGUCCCAUUUCGUCUCCAUCAGAAGGCAGGUCCACGCCGCGGAGAUGGAGGCAAACACGAGAUCUUCUAUCCCGAUUACUGUUCGUCAACUUGAGGCCAUUGUCCGUAUUACCGAGUCUUUGGCCAAAUUGACGCUAUCUCCUAUUGCUACCGAGGAGCAUGUGGACGAGGCGAUCAGACUUUUCCUCUGCUCCACCAUGGACGCUGUCAACCAGGGCAGCAACCAAGGAAGCAAGGAGCUCAACGAUGAGGUCAACAGACUGGAGGCUGAGCUCAAGCGACGCCUGGCAGUUGGCUGGAGCACCAACUUGUCUACCUUGAAGCGCGAGAUGGUUGAGCAAAAGGGCUACACUGAGCAAGCACUCAACAGGACACUGAUGAUUAUGCAAAGGAGGGAUACGAUUGCCUUCCGCCAAGGAGGCGCUCAAGUCUACAGAAAUUCGUUGUAA